AUGAGGAACAUACUGAGGACUUUGACGACUUUUCUAGGGGUAACACGAAGCGUCGCUCAAGACACCACUUCGGCCCCUCGCUUGGUUAUGUACUAUGACCAAUGGCAUCCCAAUGUUCCUAUGACCGCAACAUCCUUUGAAGGCGUCACAAACGUCAUCUUGGCCUUCAUGUUAAGCCAUAAUCUCAACAACCAAACUAUAGACUGGACCACAUUUCAGUAUACAGAGCCAGGACAUAAGUGGCACGCUGACACUCUCAAAGCUAUCAAGGCACUCAAUCCCAAUAUUAAGGUCAGCCUCGCCAUCGGUGGGUGGAACGAUGAUCCUACCACUGGAUGGAGAAAGGCUAUCGAGAGCGACGCCUCUUUGAGCCUUUUUGCCGAAAACAUCAAGCAGAUCGUCACGCAUGAUUUUGGGGGCGGCGCUCACUUUGACGGCGUUGAUAUUGAUUGGGAAUACCCUGGUGGAAACGACGUCUACUAUCUUGCAGGAGGCGCCCCUCCUUCGACCAGUACUGAAACCACAGGCUACAUCAACAUGCUAAAGACUAUAAAGACAACCAUGGGAACCGACAAGGUUCUUUCCAUAGCGACUCCUGGCAAGAAGGGCGACAUGCUCAUCUUCAACGCAGCUAACGGCAAAAACAUAUUCGACAAUGUUGAUUUUGUGAACAUCAUGACCUACGACAUCAUGAACAGGCGAGACAAAACCACAAGCCACCACACCUGUGUACAAGAUACCCUCGACACGGUCCAGGAAUACCUGAAUAUUGGCCUAGAUCCCCAAAAAGCAAACCUAGGUCUAGCCUUGUAUGCUAAAUGGUUCGGUGUCCAGCCCGGGUGUACAUCUACAGGAGGGCUCGGAUGUGCUACUGUAGAACUGGAGGCUUCCAAUGGUGCCGACACCAAUCACUCCGGCUCCAUGACCUUUGAGGCAAAGAACGCGAAAGAUGCACCAUCUUCUCUCUCACCUGCGACGGACGGCCAGUGUGGACCCGAGAAAGGUUUACAAUGUGGCAGUGGCUAUUGCUGCUCCACUGACGGUUGGUGCGGUAACACAGCAGACUACUGUGGCUAUGGCCACUGCAACCCCACCUACAGUGGUUCCGGCAGUCAAUGUGAAGGCCCAGACGUCUGGAAGUCGUGGCGCACCGCAACGACCAAACCAAGCGACGACACCAUCAAAGGCGGCCUCACAUACCUCGACACUGAGCUCAACAUCUUCUGGAGCUGGGACUCGAAAGAUUACGUACAGAAAAAGUUUCAAACUAUCGUCGUCCCGCUCAAACUCGGUGGUGUCAUGGCCUGGAGCUUCGGCGAAGAGAACUGGGAUUCGCCCGACCACCUGAUCGCGAUGAGAGCCGGCCUAUCGACCAUGUCUGGUGGAGUUCCUGCCGAUAUCAAUUCUGGAAACACUGGAAUUCCCAUACUGCCAUUGAAUGCAGUCUCGACAGCCGUCUCCCAGGGCGCCGUUGUGGGCCCGUCAGGGGCACCACCAACAGCUUCCUCUGCUGCACUAUUCCAAAGCCCGGUGCCUGUGCUGUCAGUCGCUAGCCAGAACUCCAUCCCUGUGCCGUUAAUUGCAAGCCAGAACUCCAUCCCUGUGCUGUCAAUCGCAAGCCAGAACUCCAUCCCUGUGUUGUCAAUCGCAAGCCAGAACUCCAUCCCUGCGCCGUCAAUCGCAAGCCAGAACUCCAUCCCUGCGCUGUCAGUCGCAAACCAGAACUCCAUCCUUGCGCCGUCUGGAUCUCCAAUCCAGUUCGCCCCCCUUCCUUCAAGCCCCAGCACUCUAAUCACCAGCGUCGUGACCCCUGUUCCUGAAAUGGGUGUUGGUGCGAUCGCUUCAUCGCUGCCACCGCCACCGCCGGCGGGCAAGAGCUUUGGCGGGUUCGUCAGUCUUCCUAGCACCGGUGUUUCAACGCCGAUGGAACUUCCCUCCGUGGCGCCCGUGGUAACUCCGCGAGUGACUCCUGGGGCGCCACUUGCUGGAGGGGCGACUGAUGUGGGUGGUGCGGCCACCACGGUAACGAUCACGGAGACAUAUGUGCUCCAGGGCUGCUCAGCUUAA
Pseudovirgaria hyperparasitica is the source of this 2067-nucleotide messenger RNA. RefSeq names its product glycoside hydrolase. The transcript has 5 exons. Bases 1 to 2067 code for a protein of 688 amino acids. Gene Ontology annotation, molecular function: chitinase activity; chitin binding. NCBI's taxonomy places the organism in Eukaryota, Fungi, Ascomycota, Dothideomycetes, Acrospermales, Acrospermaceae. Gene Ontology annotation, biological process: carbohydrate metabolic process; chitin catabolic process. The record is from RefSeq and is a predicted model, not a curated record. Gene Ontology annotation, cellular component: extracellular region.